GGCUCCCCUCGCCUGCGGCUUCGCUCUCCUCGUGCGCUCUGCCCGGCCGCCCCUCGACGGAGAACAGCAGGCUGGCGACCAUGAAGCUCUUGGUGACUCUAGCCGUGCUGGCCCUGGUGUCGGCUCAAGCGCUGGCCGACCAGCUGGGGGACAACGACGAGCUGAGCUACUUCGCCGACUGGUCCGACGGCGACCAGAACAAAGAGGAGCUGCCCUUUUCCUUUGAGCACUUUCUCCAGAGAAUUGCCAGGCGACCCAGACCUCAGCAGUUUUAUGGAUUAAUGGGAAAGCGAGAUGCUGGAUAUGGCCCACUGUCUCAUAAAAGACAUAAAACAGACUCAUUUGUUGGACUCAUGGGCAAAAGAUCUUUAAAUUCUGGAUCUUCUGAAUGGAACACAGCACAGAUUUAUGAAAGGAGACGUAAAUGAGACCAUUCCUCCCUCCCCCACUCAUUAUUUAUUGAACUUUGUUUGUUUAAAUGGCCAAUUUAGGGUAAUAUAAAAUAGCCAUUGUAUGGAAGAAUUCUUUAUUUAAUAUUGGUCAUUGUAAAUUCAAUAAAAAUUAUUUUUCCUCCUAUUGUGGCAGCGAUACAUGCAACGUACAAGUAAUGUGGUGGAUUCUGCUAUGACAACACUGAACAGAAUACAGAAAUCAGUUGGUGUUUCACAACAAAGCACAUUCUUUGAUAUAGUCUGUAAAAGAGAUGUUCACCAAAUUAAAAAAGUGAGAAAGAACUGGAUUUUUUUGUUAGUUUCAAGAAAUCGUAUAUGCUUCACUACCAACGCCAAGUUAAUCUGGUAUCGAGUGCCUCAAUGUCUGCAUAGCAACAGUGUACUGUAACUUCGGUAGCCAAAAUAUAUUUGUAUCAUUGCA
Heteronotia binoei (common prickly gecko) is the source of this 873-nucleotide messenger RNA. It is a transcript of the gene TAC1, whose product is annotated as tachykinin precursor 1. The transcript has 6 exons. The record is from RefSeq and is a predicted model, not a curated record. The coding region runs from base 81 to 428 and encodes 115 amino acids. Lineage: Eukaryota; Metazoa; Chordata; Lepidosauria; Squamata; Gekkonidae. Gene Ontology annotation, biological process: tachykinin receptor signaling pathway.